UGGUUGUAGUUAUUUCUUGCAGUAUGUUGAAUUACUUGAUCGGAAUUACAGUUGGUAUAGCUCUAUGAUAAUCAGAAGUUGUUAUUGAACUUUUUGACACUCGGUAAUGUGAAAUUACGUGACAGAUUUAUGUCGUAAUUAGUUUUGAAGGUCUUAGUUUUUGUUUGCGAACUGUUUUUCUGAGGAAUUGUUUAGUAAAAUCAGUUAUACUCGCGAGACAACGCUGAUACUUUUAGUGUUAUUAUCCAACAAAAAUUGAUGUGAUUUUGAUAGUUUUGAAAAGUAAUUAAUUAUACUUAAUCACGGCGAUGUCUUUCAUGUCCAAUUCGAGUGGUCCAUACGACGUGUUAAUCAAGGUCAUGAUGCUGGGCCACUCAAGUGUGGGUAAGAGUUCUAUGGUCAGCAGUCUCUGUGAACAACCCUUCUCCCCCUCCCACUUACACACCAUCGGAAUCGACUUCAGGGUCAAACACUACCAUCUAAAAGGAAAGCGCGUGAAGCUGCAGGUGUGGGACAGUGCGGGUCAAGAAAGAUAUGACACUAUAAUUAAACCCUACUACCGGGAGGCACAGGCAUUCGUGCUAGUGUUCGACCUCACAAACAGAGACACAUUCGACCAGGCUAGUCUAACUUAUUUAUCACGAGUAGCACCCCUCCCCCUACCCCUCCCCUUACCCUACUACAGGGAGGCACAGGCAUUCGUGCUAGUGUUCGACCUCACAAACAGAGACACAUUCGACCAGGCUAGUCUAACUUAUUUGUCUUGA
Messenger RNA from Symsagittifera roscoffensis, 767 nucleotides. RefSeq lists its product as uncharacterized. Gene Ontology annotation, biological process: protein secretion; regulation of exocytosis. Gene Ontology annotation, cellular component: intracellular membrane-bounded organelle. NCBI's taxonomy places the organism in Eukaryota, Metazoa, Xenacoelomorpha, Acoela, Convolutidae. The coding region runs from base 309 to 767 and encodes 152 amino acids. Gene Ontology annotation, molecular function: GTPase activity; GTP binding. The transcript has 2 exons. The record is from RefSeq and is a predicted model, not a curated record.